Molecule: messenger RNA, 9836 nt
Organism: Oreochromis niloticus (Nile tilapia)
Lineage: Eukaryota; Metazoa; Chordata; Actinopteri; Cichliformes; Cichlidae
Gene: oprd1b
Product: opioid receptor, delta 1b
Exons: 3
Coding region: 386-1483 (365 amino acids)
Biological process (GO): neuropeptide signaling pathway; G protein-coupled opioid receptor signaling pathway
Cellular component (GO): plasma membrane; neuron projection
Molecular function (GO): G protein-coupled enkephalin receptor activity; neuropeptide binding
Source: RefSeq, a predicted model, not a curated record
CAUGCUAUCAAAAGCAAGCUCAAUGUUUCACGAGCCUUGGUGCUGUCAGGUGGUAACAUGAUGGUGACCGCCCGAUGAGAAGAGUCAGGCUGUAGAACAUGUUAUGGCAGCUUGGUUAUGACUGGCAAUCGUUUGAUGAUGAAGCAUUUUUAAUUAACGCAUUCUGAAAAAAAAAAGUCUUUUUAGGCAAGGUAAGAACUUGUCAGGGAAACGGUCUGCUUGUGCCAGUGCGCAGAGACGCACGCGCCACUCACACGCGGGCGGGCGAGGCGCAGAGGCACAGCUCUCACAUCCUCCGAGCGCCCGAUGACUUAAUUUGUCGCACAGUUUUCGUGCGCUCGUACUUCUCGAAUCUUUGCGCUCUGUUCGCACCUGGAUCGCCGCAAUGGAGUUUUCCACUCUUCUCCCGGACUAUUACAACUCGGUCUCCGUAACUCCUUUCAAUGUUACGCGCUCUGAGGAUCUGGUUUCCAUUCCUGGCAACGAGGCCAACAAGGACAGAAGACUUGUCAUCCACGUUUGCAUCACGGCUCUCUACUCUCUCAUCUGUGUGGUGGGACUGGUGGGAAACGUGCUUGUAAUGUACGGGGUGGUCAGGUACACGAAGAUGAAGACAGCCACAAACAUUUACAUCUUCAACUUGGCUCUGGCCGACGCUCUUGCCACCAGCACCCUUCCUUUCCAGAGUGCCAAGUACCUGAUGAGCACGUGGCCGUUUGGGGAGGUCCUGUGUAAAGUGGUGAUAGCCAUCGACUACUACAACAUGUUCACCAGCAUCUUCACGCUCACCAUGAUGAGCGUGGAUCGCUACAUCGCUGUGUGUCACCCGGUGAAGGCCCUGGACUUCCGCACGCCCGCCAAAGCCAAGCUCAUCAACGUCGCCAUCUGGAUCCUCUCCUCUGCUAUUGGAGUCCCCGUGAUGAUCAUGGCUGUUACCAAGGUGACAGAAGAAGGAGUCACUUUGUGCUCUCUUGGAUUUCCUGAACCGGAUUGGUACUGGGACACGGUGAUAAAAAUCUGUGUAUUCAUUUUUGCCUUCGUGGUGCCCGUCCUGGUCAUCACCAUUUGCUAUGGGCUGAUGAUCCUGCGUCUUAAGAGUGUCCGUCUGCUCUCUGGCUCCAAAGAGAAGGACAAGAACCUGCGGCGGAUCACCCGGAUGGUCCUGGUUGUCGUGGCAGUUUUCAUAAUCUGCUGGACUCCCAUUCACAUCUUCGUCAUUGUCAAGACCGCUGUGAAAGUUGACCGCGAGAAUCUCCUGACUAUGGCCUGCUGGCAUAUAUGCAUAGCUCUGGGCUACACCAACAGCAGUCUGAACCCUGUGCUGUAUGCCUUGAUGGAUGAGAACUUCAAAAGGUGCUUCAGGGAUUUCUGCCUGCCCUAUCGCUCCCGCCCGGAGCAGAGCAGCUUCUCCAGAGCCCGCAACAGCACGCGGGAGCCCGCGUCCGUUUGUGCCCCUGCGCCGGCAGUGAAGCCGCCCGCCUGACUAGGUAUGGAUGAGCUGGGUGGGAGAGCAUUGCAUGAUGACCUUCAGACUGAAGUCACGCAGUUCUCCACCACAGGAGUCUGAAUUUAAACAUGCAGGCUUCGUAGCUGCUGUUUAAAAGAAUGAUUGAUUGUUUUUUUGUUUCAUAUAAUGAAACUUUUAUGUGUCACUAGGUUUUGGGGUGGGGGGUUAUUUCAGGACAAUCACAAACAUCCCCAUGUGUCCCUGUAUAUGAUAAUAUGUAUUAAAAAAUGCAUAUAAAUUACUGCAGUGUGUAAAAAAAUACACACCAAUAAUGCACCUAUCUGAACAGUGCCUGUGCACUGGGAAGCCAAAAAGCUGACUUUUAGCUUUAACUGUGUUUGUGGGAUUUCACAUCCAUAUUAGGUAAACAAUGGGAGUCAUUGCCCCAUGUGUGCUCAGUCCAUAGAUUAGCAGGAUUUCCAACAGGACAUUGAUCCUAAGCAUACAGACAUUGCCAGCAAGGUGUCUUUUUAUGGCCAAGAGAUGGCGAUUGUAUGAUUGGCCGAGUCAGUCAGCUGACCACAGUCAAAGAGAUCAUAUGUUUUCCUUGCUGAAAACGAGACCGACUGAUGAUGCCAGUCGUAGCUGGCAGAGCAAACACUGCUGUCUCCUCACAUCUGUGGACCACAGACUUUCACUGAUUUACAGACAAAUAUCAGAUCUGAGGACUUUAUUGAUUGCCGCUUAUUAUUCAUCUAACACUAAAAUUGUGGGAUCGUUUCAUAAAAGGGCUACCAAUCUGUUAAUCUUACACACAAACUGGUUUCACCCUGGAGGUUGAUUUGAUAAAGCUUUUUCAAAGCUGGUGACCUUUUUAGCCAAUGUGCACUCUGCCGCUUUAACUGGUCAUUGUAUCAGAGUGAGGUAGAGGUUCCUUUUUGUUUGGCGUUUUUGUUGGAAGUCUACUAAAAAGUGUCUCAACAACUGUUCAGAAUGUGCACCAGUUUUCUAACAUCUUAUUUUUUCAUUUACAAAUGUUUAUUCUUGCAAUUUAAUGAUUAGAAAUUGCAUGUUUAUUCUCUUUUGUUAGCUCUGUUAGCUAGUAAAACCUCCACUAUCUUAUUGCUGUUGAGCUGAGUGAUAAUUCUCCAUGGGCUGGUCACUAAAAGCAGAUUCUUUCAUGUCAACACGUUUAAAAACUCACUAAUAUCAUGAAUCUUAGGUUGAAGCUUUAUUUGCUUUCUGUUGGUGAUGUCUGAACUAGCAGAUGUUUCGCAUAAGGAAAGAUGCCGGUUAAACAGAUAUCAAAAAACAUGACAAUACUGCCUUCGUGAUUAAGCAGUGAUGACUGUUUGGCUGACUGUUUCCUGUCCUGUAGCAGUUAGGCGAUAACCAAAAAGCUGUUCAGCUGGCAGAUGGGUGGCAAGCUGAAGGGGACAGUGGAAAUGCUGUUUCAAGUCACCGAUAGAUCACUAAAUAGCCUCAAAUUGACCUGGAGGAAAAUCUGAAUUAGAUCAAAUGCAUUAGUGAGCAGGAAGAAUCUUCCUAAACAUAUUAAACCUAAUGGACAAUUUUCCAGUGAUGAUUGCUGGACAUUUACACAAGAGAGAGAAUUCAAAUUGAUGCCUCUCAUUUUGAUAGUGCAGCAAUGCAGUGUUGCUUUGGCAGUAUUGUGUAUAUACACGAGUACGUACUGUGUCAGAUGUGUACAUAAUAUCAUGCUGUAAUGAUAUUUUUCAGUAUUUUCAAUGUGAUUUAUUUUAUUUCAGUGUGCUGUCGAGCUGUCGUACCAUCAAGUCAAAUCUGAUAUAACUAUAUACACAUAGUUAAAAUGUGAGGAGAAGUAUUCCAGAUCUUCAAAGGAAAUAGGUCCCUGUCUCCUGUCUGGACAAUCUCUAACUGGGUUUUUUAUAGGCACAGUAAAACUGUCCUGCAGUGUGGAUGAUAAUAUUUGCAGCUGAAUGAAAGUAAGUACCGUAAUGCCUUUUUCAACUUGUGUUUAGGUGUUUUUGCAGACGUUUGACUGUUUGUGCUUGAUCUUUAAAAUCUGUUUAUAUUCUGCAGUAUCUAAAGUACUUUAAUGUGCAUAUGUAAUAACUGCUUUUGUUUUUGCAACAACAAAAAAAGAAGCACCACUGUCAUACAGACUAGUAUAAGUUGUAUCUUGGACUUUUAUUUUGAAAUAUUGUUGAUUAUCAUUACUGUUUCAAUAAAACAUCCACCUUUAUGUGAUCAUUAUUACAGAUCCUGUUAAAACUUAUUGACAGUGUGGAAGUUUCACAUGUGAUCUCUUGGUUGGAUUGAGUAUAAUGAUCAGGGAAUGCAGAUGGGACACAGUGUCAUCUGUUGGCCUGAGCAUCGGGCGUUGAGGUAGGCACAACACGUUUUAAGUCCAUGAUUAAAUCAAGCACAAUUUGAAAUAAGUGUGGAAUAAUCCUGUGAUCCUUGUAUGAAUGGAAGGCUGAGGCUGGUAAUCUCCUAUACAGCACUGUGCAAAAGUCUCGAGACACCACUCACUUCUUUAUAUUUUGCUAGGAAAUUUAUUGGGAAAAUUAUAUGGGAUAUGUAUUGAAACACAUGUGAACAUUUGCGGUUAUUUGUUCUGUUCUGUGAAAAUGAAUAGCCAGCUCUUGUUCCCACUGAUGCAAAUUACAAUUUCAUGCAGUGAAGUCAUAACAACAACCGGUUAAAACUGGUUUGUUGUCUGGAUUUUGAUAUUUAAUUCUACCUUUUUAUAUUUAUUUAGGUUACCAGUCUAAUCAUAUUCUGAUUAUUAAAAAUAAUCUGCUUUUCUUGUCACAUAAUAAAAAGGCAUACAAUUCUGUAUUCACACAAGUUAUACACUUCAAAUGUAAAUGAAGGUGUAAUAACAACAACAACAAUAAAAACUGAUUACAAAUCAUUUAGCUUUACUUCAUUAUAUAAUGACUGUAGCUUUUGUAUGUCUGUAUAUCUCCUCCUAGACAAGUGGAACAAUUUUGAUGAAACUUUGGUCAAAGACUACCAACUUCUGCAUUUUAUAGAAAUCCCUCAAUCAAAUAUAUUGUACAUUUGACACUUCAACCGUGCACUGAAUGAAACUGAACGCCAGCAUUGACUCAUGCUCUGGAAUAUCAGAUAAGAACGGUGUGUCAACUCAAACACAUUUCUGAAAGACUUGGUUCAUGUGGGAUACUUAUUUGACAGCUAUAUCAACAAGCCUUUCCACAGCCUGCCUUUCUGCUUGUUUGAAUGCUGUCCUCUUGCAGGGGCAGCAUAUGAAGCGUGGUUUGUUCACAGUCGUGAACAGUGGUAACCCCUGGUGUGCAGUGGGAAAUGGACUGGUUCUUAUAUAGUUUUUAUUCUGCACUAUACUGACGCAUUCACCAACUUAUACAAGCACUUUUAUAUAGUUUAUAUGGUUUUAGUUUUAUGUAUUUCUAAAAAACUAAUCAUUUCCCUUACAAGCUGCCACGGCUUAUGCUGCAAUGCAUUCUGGGUAGCUAGUUCAAAUGGGUUGCACUCAGAAUCCUGAAUUGAAGAAUUCAGAAGAAACGUCUACCAUCAGUUUUGCUCAACUUCAAAGCCACAGCACUGAUGACAGAUCCACAAUGUGUGAAUUCAUGUCCAGUGCUCUUACAUUCAGUCAGUUGGCUACAGCGGCCGUCUACACCUUCAAAUUACAUUCUGGUUUCUGCAAGUCCUGCUUAAAAACCAGUGUUUAUCUUCCCAACUUGUAUUUCUUUUCAGAGACCUUUGCAUUCUUAACCUCUUAACCGCUGCUCCGGCUCAAAGCGGCCUUUCCAUUACGUCCCAUGACGUAAUGCGUCAUUCGGUUACGUCGCAGAGACCUAGCGCUGCCUUUGAUCCAAAACGUAUAAAGAGCCUGAUAUACGUGUUUAGAAACGUACUCUCGCUUUUAGCGAUGAGUGCACAGAUUAUUUUUUCCCCCAGCUGUAAAACUUUGAAAAAAUGGUUUUGAAUAAGUCUUCUUCUGACAGUGAUGAGGGUAUAGGUAUGAACGUCCUUAUCCAAAGUAAAUCAUGUAAUUACAUGGUAAGAAAGCUCCCCGGAGAAGGAACUUUUGGACGAGUGCUGAAAAGUGUAAAAUUAGACACUUUUGAAACAGUAGCAGUCAAGGCUGCUAAGCAAUACGACUGGGUUGCUUGGAAAGAGGCUGCUGCUAUAAAAGAAAUGAGUGUUCUGGAUAUCGACCAGUGCAAUUUGGUCAAGUACUACGAAAUUUUCGACUACAAAUGUCAAACCUUCAUUUCAAUGGAAAUGCUAGACAUUAGUCUGCAUGAUUUUGUGAAUCAUAGGUACUGCUAUCCACUGCUUCUGCAUGAGAUUCGGGUCAUUUUAAAACAGAUGUUUGUGGCUCUUAUCACUCUGAAGAGCAUAGGUAUGAUGCAUGCAGACAUUAAACCCGACAAUAUAAUGCUGGUAAAUCAAUCUCAACAGCCGUUUAAAGUUAAGGGCAUUCCUGUCAAUGAAUCUGCAGAUUUGUGGGCUCUUGGUCAUGUCGCAGCUUUUCUAUAUUUGGGCAAACACCUGUAUCCUACCAGGUGUGAGUAUGAGAUGAUGCAAACUUUUCUUCAGGUGCUUAGUCAGCCUAAUGACAGCAUAUUAGAGAGUGUGUCGCACACCAAGAAAUAUUUCUGGAAGUGAAAAGAGGUAAUGAAAUACACAUGGGUACUGAAGACACCAGUUCAAUAUUCAGUAUCCACAGGCACUUUCAUCAAACAAAGUAAAACAGACAAAUUCACAUGCAUAGAAGAUUUAUCCAAUCACCACCUACGGCCAAACACAGAAUCCGAAGUGGAAGACACACUGGCAUUUUUAAGCCUACUCAAGUGGAUGCUGUGUUUGGAUCCUGUAAAAAGAAUCACACCUGUUGAGGGUCUGGGACAUCGUUUUAUUACAAUGGAACAUGUUCCCGAGGACCCUGCAGUAGAUUGCUAUGUGGAGUCAUCCCGCAUGAGCAUGAACGUGUGCCCACCCCUCAGUCCAGAAAAUGAAAUCGAAAACUUUGUUUUUAUGAUUUCAAGUGAAAUCAUAAAAAACAGAAAACAAAGCAGUCGAGAAUCUAGACUGUCAUCCACUUCUGACAACCGUGCAAUCGCAGCUGAAAUCCAAAGAAACCGACAAAAUAGAGCAGCUGCACGCAACAAGGAUCAGCUCACAUUUAGAAGGCUUGCAUGGCAUGCAGAAGAUAACAUGUCUUGGGGUAAAAAGGUCAAUCCACUCCCUGCAGAUAAAUCAGAUCAGCAGAGGCUGGGUGUCAAACCUGGGAUGACCCCCCCCCCAAAAAAAAAAAUCUGGUAGAAUCCAGUGAUUCUAGCAAAGUACAAGUACCUGUACAAGUAGAGACAGCAGAGAAGGAACAGUCAAUAGAGAUCCUGCUAAACGUCGGAUUUCAUUACAGAAAAGGGUCAAAAACUUUUUCUUAAGGCUGUUUGGCUUUUCUUCAAAUUGAAGAAACUUAACUUUUUUGCCAUCAACCCUCCCCAACCGGUCAUGGCAGAUGACAUGGCAGCUUUCCUGAGCCUGGUUCUGUCACAGGUUUCUUCCUGUUCAAAGGGAGUGUUCUGUCCUGUCCACCAUUGCCAAAGUGCUUGCUCAUAGGGGAUCAUCAGGUUGUUGGGGUUUCUUUCUUAUAUUGUAGGGUCUUUACUCUACAGUACAAAACGCCUUGGUGCAACAGUUUGUUAAUUUUUAAAGAUGUAAAAAAUGAAAUGUAAUCAACUUUAAUCAACUCUUACUUUCAAGGUGUUUUUUGUUUUGUCACUGGUGUCAUUGUCUCUCGGUCUGCCACAUUCUGAUAAGUGUUAACUGAAUCUGCUUCAAACUUGAAUUGAUCAGAAUUUGAAUUGAAUUUGAAUUUGAGGUGACUGGAAAUACAGUAUAUGAGGCAAAUGCUGAGCUUGAAAGUCGAUAUUUGACAAAAUUUAUUCUUCAACACAGCAUGAACAUCAUUUCUUUAAGUAGUCUUCAGGAAUAGUUCUCCAGGCUUCUUGAAGGACAUUCAGAGCUCUUCUUUGGAUGUUGGCUGCCUUUUGUUCUGAUCUCUGUUAAGGUGAUCUUACACUGCUUCACUAAUACUGAGGUCGAGGCUUCGGGGGGGCCAAUCCAUGACCUAAUGGUGGUCCAUCGUGUGUUGUUCUAUCCAGGUAUGUUUUUUACUGCAUUGCCAGUGAGUUUGGGAUCACUGUCAUGGCAAAAAUGUAAGCUUCUAGAUGAUAUUGCAUGAUGGAUCGAAUCCAGAUCUGAUGAUUCUUUUCUGCGUUCAUAAUUCCAUCAAUCUUGACAAGAUCUGUCUCUCUGCUCUUGUUUCAGGUCUUUGCUGAAUUUUUUCGUUUUUCUUAAGGACAUGACUUUCAGAUACUGUUCAUAUGCUGUAGACAGUUGUUUAGGCCCACCAUUUCUUCUUUUGUCCUUAUUUGUCCUGUUUCAAUUUGGCAGAGUUUGGGGGGGCGGAAUACUAUUUUAUACCUGUCGAACUGUGUUUUAUUCUGCAUUUUUAAAUAGAUUUAACUAAAGAAAUGGUAACAAAUUAUCUGUUUUUGUGACCGGCAGCUAGUAACACAGAGGCUAAUCAUGCAAUUUAAAAUUGGUUCUGUUAUCUCUGUUACGUGUAGACACAACACUGGUUCAUCCCUUUAGUUAGGUGCCUUUCUAUCCUUCAGUGAUUCAUAGGUCAGUGUUAAAUCUUGUUAAGCAAACAAACAACAACAACAAAAAUCACUCUUCUGAAAGAAGAACUAUUGUUCAGGUGCGCUUAAAAAAAACACAACGCCACAAAGUCUGGCUCCUCAGAAACAAAACAUAACAAAGCAAGUGUUGGUUCAAGACUUUUGCACAAUACUGUAUUAUGCUAUUGUUAACAAAUCCCAUGAGAAGACCAAAAUCAACAUGCUAGUUUAACUCCCCGCUAAUUAAUGUCUUCUGCAGCGCCUCUUUGGCUCUAUAGCAAAUCAAAAUGAAAGAAAUAACGUGUCUUUGUGAUUGAUAAUGUGGUAAUGCUGUGCCUGCUCUAGCGAUGUGUUUUUAAUUAUAUUUUAUUUUUUAACUCAUCUUGGAGAAUACAAGGAUAGAACGAAUUUCUCCGCAGUGCAUUCAAAACAAUCUCUCACUGAGCAACUGCCUGAGAAGAAAACACUACAGACACGUUUAACACUUAAGUGACACAUGCUUGCAGCAAAUGUCAGCCAGGCUUGGGGAAGAUGAAGCGAACACAACAUCUUGGCCAUAUAUAUUUAUUUAUUGUGGCUGAUGGAUUAUGUGUUCAAAUGUUCAUUUUUUUAAAGACUGAUAAGAUUCUCUGCCCAGAAUGACUGAUGAUGUCUCAGAAAAAAGAAACCUUAGAUGACAUCAGGCUCUCUCAUCACUCUUGUGAAAGUUGAAAUAUAUCACUCAAACGCCUAGAGUGAGAAAUGUUCAGUCUUGAUGUCUCAGACGGUCCUGUGUAUUACAUCACAGUGCUAACAAAGAGAGACCAGACACAUCUGUGAUUGGGAGAGUGAAGGAAAGCAGAGCUUGCUGAAGAUUUCUUUCAACACUCACUAAAAGUGUGCUCCUUAUGACAGUUACAUGGCUCUGCCUGCACGUUCGCUGUUUAAAAGACAAAGCAUUAAAAAAAAUCAAGAAUUUAGUUAAAUACAUUUGUCUGGCUUCUGACAAGACUGCAUGCUCACCCCCAAAGCACCCAGAUUUACAGCACUGCCACAACUGUGACAUUUGCUUAAUUUUUUCAAUGUUUCACAUUUUCUAUAAAACAAGUACAGUCAAACACUGAGAUGCUGUAGUCCAGCUGCAGAGUGACACACGCUUAAUGAAGUGCUUUGGUGUUUUAACCCUCGCUCACGGCGGCUCAUAUGCUCAUAUUCAACAGAAUGGAGAACAGAGGGAAUCUGACUGAAGCAUUCACAACAGCGCUGCAUUGUGCAUGUCCCUGCUUACAUCGCUUUGCUGGGAGCAAAAGCUCAGAUUUGUUGUUUGGCUUAAUAAAAGACAAUUAUCUUGUUUGGGAGACUGGGAUAAAUACACAACUUGAGCUCCAUUAUAUCACGAUGACGCAGUCAAGUAAAUCUUUCAGUAUAAAACACAUAACAGACAUCUCUGCAUGGCUGACAAUCUCAUCUAGGCUGACAAUGCAGAACAGGGCAGAAUGCUGUCAGUCUGUUCUCUUACUGCUUCUCGCUACAGUAGAUUUGUAUCUGUAGACGGUCAGGUAGAGAUUAAACAUAAGAUUGAAUGAAUAAACCCAUUUCUAUUCCAGCUUUUUCUUUUCCAGGCUUUUGUUGUCUAAUUCCAAUUCUUUUUUAUGAGCUUUCUCUCUCUCUUUUUUUUUUAAAGAAACUGUUAAAUGUCUCGGUUUAAACAUCAGAUAGUGUUUGUGUGGUAAAGUGAA